AUUUAAAUAUGUUCAGAAAGCAAGAUUUCAAAAAAGUUGACUUGCUCGGCUCAAGCAAGAAGAACACUAAGAUCUUCAAGGCAGAACAUUUGCCAACAGGCAAAUUCUUUGCUCUUAAAGAAGUUGAAGCCAAGACCAUUGAGAAACUGAAUGAGUACAAAGAAGAAGCUGUGCAACUUGGGAAAGUUAGAAAUCACCCUAAUAUUAAUCAGACUUAUGGGUACUAUUUCUAUGAGACAAAUUACAAAACUUUCAGACUUGCGAUUGUAAUUGAACUCAUCGAUGACACUACUAACCUAGAAAAAGUCUAUAGGAAGAGACAUAAGAAGGGACCAUAUUGGAAGGAAGAAGAGCUGGAGAAAAUGAUCGUCUCCUUGAUUUCUACACUUAGCUAUCUACAAGGAAUUGGAAUCUGUCACAGAGAUAUCAAGCCAAGCAACCUUUUCAUUCUUAAAUCCUGUGAAAUCAAAGUCAUUGACUUCGGAGAAAGUAAGGAUUAUUACGCAGAUGAUGAGAACGGAGGAGAGACCGAUGCAACAAUUAGAGGUACACCUCAAUAUCUGAGUCCGACUCUCUGGCAAGCCUAUAUGGUGGAUAAGAACUCUAGACAUGCAACCCACAACAUCUACAAGUCAGAUGUGUUUUCUUCAGGACUGGUAUUCUUACAAUUGGCCUUACUCGAUGAUAUUACUGGUUGUAAUAAUCCUGAAGAUGGAGAGAAAGCAAUAGAUCUUUGUUUAAAAGAGCUCUCAAAAAGAUAUUCAAACCAUAUUAUAGAAAUCCUUCGGAUGAUGCUUAAUUUUGAUGAGAAAGAAAGACCUAGCUUUGUUGAACUUGCUAAACAAGUUUUCACCAGUGAAGACGUUUCCAUGCAGUCAAAGAAAGAAGAAAUUGCCACUAGAGAGGAGGUUAAAGAGAAUUUCCCUUCUUCAACUCUACCUAGAAAGAAGAGGAGCUCAAGAGAGAUGGUGAAUUCCCAGAAUGAAAGCCAUCACUUAAAGGAAGAUUCAAAUUCUUUUGGUGGUGAUAUGGAUGAGAGCUCUAAUUUCCUCUCCCAAUCUGAUUUAUUCAAGAACUACGUUGAGGUCAACAAUCUGUAUGUGAAUUCGGAACCAGAAAUGUUCUGGUUCGAAUUUGGAGGUCAGAGGAUUGGAAAACUUGACUUGAAAUCAGGACCUGAACUUGAAGAACCAUGAACUUGGAAGCUACUUGGAAAAUAUAAAUACGAAUUCUCAUCUCAUUUCACAAUUGUCUUUACAGAUGAGAAGCAUGGGAUGUACAUCUUGGGAGGAAGGAGCAACAAUUGUCUAAAUUUUAAGGAUAAAUAAUGUUGUUUGCAAAGCUAAGAUGUCUGAAAAGACCUUCUUCAGUGCUGUAUACCUCAAUGGUCUCAUCUACACUUUUGGAGGGUAUGAUAGCUAUGACAAAGUUCAGCUCAAUACCUGAGAAUACUACAAUAUUGAGGAGAACAAGUGGUACUCUAACGACUCAGUGAAGCUGACAACCAAUAGAUCUCAAAGCUCAGCAUGUAUUCUAGAUGAUGAGACAAUUUUUAUUUUCGGGGGAUUUAACAAGGAAUCUGGAACUUUGUGUAGUGUUGAAAAGUUUGAUGUAAAGACGAACAAGAUUACUUCAAUGUCUUUGACUAUGCCAAACCCACUCAGAAGAUUUAGCUCCAUCAAAAUAUCCACAUCUAAGAUCCUUCUCAUCGGUGGAGUUGAAAGGAUGGACAAGGUCUCUGAUGCAGUAUACUGAUUCGAUUUAGACACUGAAUACAGAAUCGAGAAGCUUGAUAGAAUAGAAAGAGGUGGAAUCGUUGAUUAUCCUAUUUUAGUUGACUCCAUUGGAAACUUACAUCUUUUCUUGGAAAAUAAUUAUGGAACAUCACCUCCUUUCGAUGUGGUGUAUUCCUUCCUGGAGUAUUCUUAAAUUAUAUAUUCUUCAAUAUAAA
Molecule: messenger RNA, 1951 nt
Organism: Moneuplotes crassus
Lineage: Eukaryota; Ciliophora; Spirotrichea; Euplotida; Euplotidae
Source: the annotation of a GenBank genome assembly